This is a messenger RNA of Colius striatus (speckled mousebird), 2192 nucleotides long. Its product is annotated as beta-soluble NSF attachment protein. Gene Ontology annotation, cellular component: terminal bouton; vacuolar membrane; synaptobrevin 2-SNAP-25-syntaxin-1a complex. Gene Ontology annotation, biological process: intracellular protein transport; SNARE complex disassembly; regulation of synaptic vesicle priming. The record is from RefSeq and is a predicted model, not a curated record. NCBI's taxonomy places the organism in Eukaryota, Metazoa, Chordata, Aves, Coliiformes, Coliidae. Gene Ontology annotation, molecular function: syntaxin binding; soluble NSF attachment protein activity. The transcript is spliced from 11 exons. The coding region runs from base 70 to 960 and encodes 296 amino acids.
GUGCGCGCUCCCGGCCGUGCCGCCGCGGCGACCAGAGCAGCGGCAGGAGGCGGCAGGAGCCCCGCCGCCAUGGACAGCACGGGGAAGGAGCGGGAGGCCGUGCAGCUGAUGGCGGAGGCCGAGAAGCGAGUGAAGGGCUCGCACUCCUUCCUGCGGGGGCUCUUCGGGGGCAACACCAGGGUGGAGGAAGCCUGUGAAAUGUACACCAGGGCUGCCAACAUGUUCAAGAUCGCCAAAAACUGGAGUGCCGCAGGGAACGCCUUCUGUCAGGCAGCCAAGCUGCACAUGCAGCUGCAGAGCAAACACGACUCGGCCACCAGCUUCGUGGACGCCGGCAACGCCUACAAAAAGGCAGAUCCCCAAGAGGCCAUCAACUGCUUAAAUGCAGCUAUCGAUAUCUACACCGACAUGGGCCGCUUCACCAUCGCUGCCAAGCACCACAUCACCAUCGCCGAGAUCUACGAGGCCGAGCUGGUGGACAUAGAGAAGGCCAUCGCACACUACGAGCAGGCGGCGGACUACUACAAGGGAGAGGAGUCCAACAGCUCAGCCAACAAGUGUCUGCUGAAGGUGGCUGCCUACGCCGCGCAGCUGGAGCAGUACCAGAAGGCCAUAGAGAUCUACGAGCAGGUGGGGACCAACACGAUGGACAACCCUCUGCUCAAGUACAGCGCCAAGGAGUAUUUCUUCAAAGCUGCUCUGUGCCACUUCAUCGUGGAUGAGCUGAACGCCAAGCUGGCGCUGGAGAAGUACGAAGAAAUGUUCCCGGCCUUCACAGACUCCCGGGAGUGCAAACUGCUGAAGAAGCUGCUGGAGGCACACGAGGAGCAGAACAGUGAGGCAUACACUGAGGCGGUGAAGGAGUUUGACUCCAUCUCCCGCCUGGACCAGUGGCUCACCACCAUGCUGCUGCGCAUCAAGAAGUCCAUCCAGGGGGAGGGGGACGGUGACCUCAAGUGACCCCAGCGCUGCCCCAGCCCCCAGCCUGCAGCCACAGCCCCCAUCUGUGCCCUCCUCCUCCUCAUGCUGACCCAUCCCUCGCCACUCUGUCCCUUCAGCCCUGCCCAGGGGUGGCUGGGAGGCUGCUGCCCAGCUUUGGUGGCUGCAGCAUGGCCAGCUGUGUGUGUCCCAGCUGUGUUGCUGUGUCAGGACACCCCCCUGGCACUGCCUGGGCUGCUGUGUCAAUGCUGGAGCUGUGUUCCUGGUAGCCCUGCAAGGACCUGUGUCUGCCAGCACACCCUCUCCACCAGCACACGUCUCUGCCCCUCCUUUCUCUUCAGGCAACCAAAAGCCUCCAACCCCAGCUCCUCCCCUGUUCUGCACUUGUCACUUUGUCUGCCAUCUCCAUACUGGUGGGAGCAGGACACUGGCUCAUUGCUCCAAGGGGUCCUUUUCUGUGACAGCUUGACUGCUUAAGGCAAAGCAAAACCCACCCUGCUCCUGGGCCACACCAAAAUCAGGUUCAGUUUGUGUUCUUCCUGCCCCCUCUCCCCCUGGUGCAGAGCUCCCUGGUAUUCUGGCCCCCUGAGCUGUGCAGAGGCAGGCAGCUGAGUGCCCUGGGAAGGGCUGCCCUGUGCUCUCCCUCCCACAGCAACACUCCCCCUCUGCACCCCCUGGGGCUGAGGCUGUGGCUGCUGCCUCGGCUGGGGCUGCCUUGGCUGGGCCUUUCCCCCCUCAGUGUGCUGGAGCUGCUGCCCAGCCAAGUGUUAGCUGUGUAGGAGGCUGCAGCAUGUCCCCCAGCGUGUCAUUGCUCCCCCCUGCCCCUCUGCUGUGCUCCUCCACCCCCAGCACACCACUCUGUACUAGGAAAGCUCCCCAGUGCCCAGCCUGAGCAACAGUACCAUGUUCUCUGUGACUCUGUACGUUAAUAAAGGUGAAAAGUCAUGACUGUAAGCACCGAGAGCCGUUCUUGCCCCAGCCCACCCUCCUCCUGCCUGCUGGGGAAGGGGCAGAACCAACAGGCCUCUUCCUCACAUCACUGCAAGGCUCAGGUUGAAGCUUUCAGCAUUUUAAUCAGAACAGUUCACAGGGCUCACUCAGGCCUGUACAAGGCAGGAGUACAGCAGUGGCCCCAGCUGCAGGGCGCCAGAGCUCAGGCUGUACACGUGUCUACACCAGCUCUGCACGGGGCUGAGCUUCACCAGGGGCAGCCUGCUCAAAUAAAUACUUCAAAUAUAGCCUCUUGCAAAUGC